AUAGCUGUUGACUUAUUACCUGGAAGAGUCAACUUCUCUAUACAUGGGAGUUCACCGUGAAGGUCAGGUGGGCUCUCGCUCUUGGACUGAGAGCAUCAAUUUCAGAUAUUUUAAUGGCUGGACAUUUUUAUCCUCUUUUAGCAAUGACGACAAAGAGACAUCUUGGAUGGCGGAAGCUAUUUCUGAUACUCACAGUACUUCCCUGCUGCAGGAGUUUGCAGGUUUCUAUUCCAGAGAAAGAAUACGAGGUUCCAAGUGGAGAAGCUAUUAACUUGACCUGUUCCUUCAUCCCAGCCAGACCAGUCUCCAACACACUCGUCAUCAAAUGGGCAGCUUACCCUGACAGUGUCGAUGAUACAGUGAAAUCCGUGGCCACCUACUUUUUAAACAAUCCGAUUGACAUUGCACCUGCUUAUGAAGGCAGAGCCUUUAUGGAGGUUGACAUGGUCAAACAAGUGAGCACACUCCGCUUAACAAAGGUGACCGCGCAGGACAGCCGCCGUUACCUAUGCGGUGUCCUGAUCCCCAAUGAUGAUGAGGGAACAACUUCUGCCACCACUUCCCUUUUGGUCCUGGUGCCUCCCUCUGCGCCAAUUUGCACGAUUAAGGGAAAAGCAGAGUACUUUCAAGACAUCACCCUCACCUGCCUGUCUGAGGAGGGAUCCCCAAAACCUGUGUCUCAAUGGAAGAGCUACAGUGUGGAAAACGUUCCCAGACCAUUUCCACCUAAGACAGCCGAAAAGGAUGGAGCUAUAUCUCUCUUCAAUAUUACAAGAGAAAUGUCUGGGUUCUACGUAUGCACAUCAAUAAAUCGAAUUGGUUCUGCCAGCUGCAACAUUACCUUGGCUGUGAUGCCCGGAAGCAUGAACGUUGGGUCCACUGCAGCUAUAAUUGGAGGAGUCAUCACAGGUCUCGUGUUUCUGGGGAUUCUCAUCUUCUGUUGCUGCCGGAAAAAGGGCAAAAAUGAGAAGUAUGCUGAAGGUUCCCCCGGAGAAGUGGAGUUUUAUGACAGAGAUGCUGCUGAAGCUGAGCAGUACUGUGAUGACAAAUCAAACAGCGGGACAAAGCAGCUCGACCAGCAUGAAGACAAAGACGUUGUUCCUCAAAACAAUUACAGCAUAACAGCUGGGCAUAAGCUUGAGGAUGAUCGACACAGUUAUAAUAGUGGUAAAGAAAGGCAUGAUGGCAAGGGCAGUGAAAUUGAGUCUCAACGUUACCAGGACGACCAGCAUGAUCACUAUCGUGGAAGUCGUGAUCGCCUUGACGAUCAACGUGACCGUUACGGAGGCAGUCGUGAUCGCCUUGACGAUCAACGCGACCGUUACGGAGGCAGUCGUGAUCGCCUUGACGAUCAACGUGAUCGUUACAGAGGCAGUCGUGAUCACCUUGACGAUCAACGUGGCCGUUACGGAGGCAGUCGUGAUCGCCUUGACGAUCAACGCGACCGUUACGGAGGCAGUCGUGAUCGCCUUGACGAUCAACGCGAUCGCUACGCUGGCAGCCGUGAUCGCCUUGACGAUCAACGCGGUCGUUACGGAGGCAGUCGGGAUCGCCUUGGCGAUCAACGCGACCGUUACGGAGGCAGUCGUGAUCGCCUUGGCGAUCAACGCGACCGUUACGGAGGCAGUCGUGAUCGCCUUGACGAUCAACGCGAUCGCUACGCUGGCAGCCGUGAUCACCUUGACGAUCAACGCGGUCGUUAUGGAGGCAGUCGUGAUCGCCUUGAUGACCAGCGUGAACAUUUUGGUGAAAGCCGUAAGCUUCCAAUCGUAUAGUUUCUACUACACGCUUGGAAGGGGAGGGCGAUGCGAGCGGUGCAAUCUGCAAUUUCACCACUAGAUGCCACUAAAUCCUACACACUGGAUAAUUAAUGGUGGGGUAUGCGAUUUUAAUCCAUCACUGGUCUUUUUGUCAAAUUCAGCGAAUAUCUCCUCACGGCCCGCUAGCUGUCCAUUCAGUGUGUGCGCUGAAAAAGACUCUGGUGUUUGCACACAGCCCUGGCUCUGUAAAUGGAACAUAAACAAAGUUACAACACUAUUCCAGCCAUGAUUUGUGUGUCAGGUAACGUUAAAUGACGAACAUUCAGCUUACUUUCUAGUUUGUCACGAUAUGCUGUUGUUGUGAUGUUUGCUAUAGUAGCAGGAGAGUUGUGAGUAUCACUGUCUGGAGCUGGUUUGCUGGCUCUGGCAAACUGUCUCGUCCUCUCUGGCUGUUAGCUUAGCAGCAGCAACUGUAGCGACAGUUUGCUAACCCACACCUAGCUAACGUUAGUUACAUUACUUGCUGUGUCGUUGUUCGCUCUAUAUCAUGGAAUUUGUCCAUAUGUGGUAUUGGAAUUUUCCAGAAUCGCAUACCCCACCUUUAAGUAAAAUGUAUACCGAUUUGGUUGAAACCAGAAUAUGUUAGCCUUCUGUUAACCUGACCUGAAUUUACAUCACUUGUUGCUUUAUUACUUGUUGAUCAACUUUCCUCAAAGUUCAUUUGUAUUUGAUGUAAAUAAUUUAAUGUUACUUGCAUGAUAAAAUCAAUCCUACAGCUAAAAAGUUUUUAAAUCCCUUUUAGCAUUGAAUUUUUUUUUCAUGAAAACUUGCAUUGUGCCCGAAUCUCAAUAAAUGUAA
Messenger RNA from Siniperca chuatsi (mandarin fish), 2618 nucleotides. RefSeq names its product cell surface A33 antigen-like. The record is from RefSeq and is a predicted model, not a curated record. Gene Ontology annotation, cellular component: plasma membrane. NCBI's taxonomy places the organism in Eukaryota, Metazoa, Chordata, Actinopteri, Centrarchiformes, Sinipercidae. The coding region runs from base 114 to 1775 and encodes 553 amino acids. The transcript has 7 exons.